Molecule: messenger RNA, 1424 nt
Organism: Galleria mellonella (greater wax moth)
Lineage: Eukaryota; Metazoa; Arthropoda; Insecta; Lepidoptera; Pyralidae
Product: regucalcin-like
Exons: 6
Coding region: 305-1312 (335 amino acids)
Biological process (GO): L-ascorbic acid biosynthetic process
Molecular function (GO): calcium ion binding; gluconolactonase activity
Source: RefSeq, a predicted model, not a curated record
ACUGAAUACUAGUAUUCAGUCAACGUAUAUCGGAGUCUUGGGGCAGAGAGUAAACAAAAAAAAAACAGGUUUAAGGCUUUUAUAUAUAUAAUAUUCUUGCAAGGCAUACAAUAACGAUUACUAAAGCAGUGAAGGCUAUAUUAUUUGAUAGUGACAACGAUCGUUGCGGUUUGCGACCUCUGUUUCAUUUAUACCACGCUACUACUCCACGCCGGACGCAACUGGGUCAAAACAAAAGCAGCUAAACUCUUUUUUUUUAUCAAUUAACAAUAGCUAAUAAAAUAAUUUAAGUAACGAAGACGUAAUGAAAGUCAACAUAUUAAUAGCAGUGUUUUUAACUGUAUUGAUUAAUAUAAAUGCCUACAGAUCGCCUGCACCGCUUAUAAAAAAUAUAUUCCGUAGCGAUGGUCACUUAGAGGGUCCUCAUUGGUCGACGGAGGAGAAUGCUCUCUAUUUUGUAGACAUAACAGGACAGAAGGUGCACAGACUGGAUGUACAGACUGGCAAUAUUACUACCAAAUAUAUAAGUUAUGGCCCUGUUUCCCUCGUUGUAACAGUAAAAGACAAUCCCAAACUGAUACUGGUAUCAUCCAGAUCGGAGAUGUACUUCUUACCGUGGGAUUCUGAAUCUGUUGACAAGUCGCUACGGCUGUUAACCGUUGUUGACUUAGGGCUACCAGAUAAUAGAAUUAACGAUGGCAAAGUGGAUGCUAAUGGAAGACUUUGGUUUGGAACAAUAGGCAACGAAGUGGCAGGCGUGGUGGAUCAGGACAAAGCCACUCUGUACAUGCUGGAUGAGCAUAAUUACGCGCAUCCCGAAGAGAAAGUGCGACCAGUGAGCGUGUCCAACGGGAUCGCUUGGACCUCAGACAACAAAUACAUGUUCUAUAUCGAUUCUCCAACAAGAAAUGUUGACGUGUUCGAUUUUGAUUUGAGUACUGCAACCUUACGUAACAGAAGAACACUGUUUAGUUUCCAAGCCAACAAUGUGACAGGGGUACCAGAUGGCAUGACCAUUGAUACUGAUGGUAAUCUAUGGGUGGCGUGCUAUAAAGGUGGCAAGGUCAUUAAGAUAGAUUCAAGAGCGGGGAAGCUGCUAGAACAGCACAAACUAGAAGUAAGUCAAGUAUCUUCGGUGAUGUGGGGUGGGCCUGACCUAUCUACUUUGUUCGUCACAACAAGCCGACGCGAUCUCUCUCCUGCCCAAUUAGCCCAAGAACCGGAGGCUGGGUCAUUGUUCGCCAUACAAGGAACUGGAUCUAGAGGAUUCCCAGAGAACCAGUUUGUAUUCGCCGAUGCAGAUAAAUAUUGAUUACAUAAGACUUGUUACAAACGUUUAUACUUUGUACUUAUCUCUGUUUUUAUUGUUCUAAAUUAUGUGAAAAAUUAAUAUGUAGUUAUAUAAAAUAAAUUACUUUAUUAAA